AUGGCCGGCUUGAAUGAAGUUUACUCGGUUAAACCCGUCCAACAAGGCCAAAACUGGGAUGACAUUAAAGAGCUGUCAGCCUUGAAUGCUGCAGAGCUUCGUUUGAAGCGUUGGUGCAUCAUUAAAGUUACACUAUUUCCACGAUUAAUUUGCGCUAAUUUCUGGUGUAUCGGGUCAUGCUGUGUUUCUAUGGCAAAUCAGCUGAAGGCGAAAUCAGGAUCGAAUAAGUCAAUAUCAUCCGUGCAUCAAUCCGGAGGAGCGACAGCAGAAACUAGAAAGCCUUCUGGUCUUUAUUUGAAGAGUGGUGUCAGCGGAGGUUGA
This is a messenger RNA of Plasmopara halstedii, 321 nucleotides long. RefSeq lists its product as uncharacterized. Bases 1 to 321 code for a protein of 106 amino acids. NCBI's taxonomy places the organism in Eukaryota, Oomycota, Peronosporomycetes, Peronosporales, Peronosporaceae. The transcript has 5 exons. The record is from RefSeq and is a predicted model, not a curated record.